Botrytis deweyae is the source of this 387-nucleotide messenger RNA. RefSeq lists its product as uncharacterized. Lineage: Eukaryota; Fungi; Ascomycota; Leotiomycetes; Helotiales; Sclerotiniaceae. The record is from RefSeq and is a predicted model, not a curated record. The transcript is spliced from 2 exons. The coding region runs from base 1 to 387 and encodes 128 amino acids.
AUGCAUAUCCAAAACUUUCUCUACACCCUCACCUCCCUCACUCUCACAAACCUCGUGACCUCCUCGCCAACUCAAGCCGGCACUCUCUCUACCCCACCCCCACCAGGAGAAACCUAUGUAGUCGGGUUUCCCAUCUGUGCAAUUCCUGGGUUCACUCAGAUCCCCGGCGAUUACAACGAAACCAUUCACCAAUAUCCCAACGCCACUCUCGCGAGCUGUAUCAACGAGUGUCGAUCUGCAUAUCCAGAAUGCAAAAGUAUUGCUUUUCAUGCGCGGUAUACAGAAUGUUUGUGGUUUGAUGAGAGAGUUGAUAAGACGCAAUUGUAUGAGGAUGAUACGAGUGAAUUUGUUCAUUAUGAUUUGAUUUGUCCGGUGCCUGCUUGUUAG